Molecule: messenger RNA, 828 nt
Organism: Rhinopithecus roxellana (golden snub-nosed monkey)
Lineage: Eukaryota; Metazoa; Chordata; Mammalia; Primates; Cercopithecidae
Exons: 1
Coding region: 196-729 (177 amino acids)
Source: RefSeq, a predicted model, not a curated record
ACAGCCUGGUUUUCUCCUCUGUGUAGACUCCUAAUGUGCCAUUCCCAAGAUGCUCCUCAAUACUGACAAGUGGGGUUUUCUGGAACUGUACAUUCCUAAGAGCCAGUUGACUUCUAGAGUGAAAUACAGAAUGUGGGAAUCUCCAGAGAAAGAAAGCCCAAGGCAAAAGUGUAAGUAACUCUUGGAGUCUCAGACAUGGAAAGACAACUGGUAACACUUGGCUGCUGGAGGAUGAAAACCCUCCUAACAGCAGAUAUUCAGGCCUGUGAUAGGAUCAGUGAAUUUCAUCUACCUAGAUGCCAUCAGGCCUGGGGAAAUGGGGAUAAGCUGCAGAGUCUACAUGGUCUUACAGAAGCUGAAGCAAGUUGCAGAGAAAUUUCAAGGACUUUUAAGUCCAGUAUGCCCUGGAUUUGGGACACUACUCCAGCACAAAUUCCUCCCUGCUUCAUGCAGUUUUUCAUUGCUGAUGGCCCCAUUUUCCGAACCAGAAAUUCCAACAUUCCUAUCUAUGGUAGUCUUACUUUCCAUUGCCCCAGGAAACAGAAAUGGGGACAAGACUGCAGGACUGACCAUGAGACCAUGGCCUGGACUGAGGAGCUCAGCUACUUUCAUAAGUACCUUCAGACCAGAGAUAACAGCCGUUUGGAACAUAUAAAUGAGACCUUGUCUCUGGACCAAUCAUCUGGCUUUGGUUAUUCAUUAUCAUUGAACCCCACAUGCCUCACUUAGAAAGGUGUCCCUUCCAAAGCUCAGAGGCCCUCACCAUUGCAUGCAUACUCCUCUCCUAGUACACGUCUGGAGUGGCCUGAAGGGCUGGAGAAGUGGGUA